Molecule: messenger RNA, 2388 nt
Organism: Hyaena hyaena (striped hyena)
Lineage: Eukaryota; Metazoa; Chordata; Mammalia; Carnivora; Hyaenidae
Gene: SPATA2L
Product: spermatogenesis associated 2 like
Exons: 2
Coding region: 70-1311 (413 amino acids)
Cellular component (GO): cytoplasm
Source: RefSeq, a predicted model, not a curated record
GGCCCUGGGGGGCGCCCAGCCGGCGGGGAGCGGCCCCUGACCCCCGACUCCCGGCCCUCGCCCGCCGGAAUGGGCAGCAGCUCGCUGUCCGAGGACUACCGCCUGUGCCUGGAGCGCGAGCUGCGGCGCGGCCGCGCGGGCGUGUGCGGGGACCCGUCUCUGCGCGCGGUGCUCUGGCAGAUCCUGGUGGAAGACUUCGACCUGCACGGGGCGCUGCAGGACGACGCGCUGGCGCUGCUCACCGACGGCCUGUGGGGCCGCGCCGAUCUGGCCCCCGCGCUGCGCGGCUUGGCCCGCGCCUUCGAGCUGCUGGAGCUGGCCGCCGUGCACCUGUACCUGCUGCCCUGGAGGAAGGAGUUCUCCACCAUCAAGACCUUCUCUGGGGGCUACGUGCACGUGCUGAAAGGCGCUCUCUCAGAGGACCUCCUCAUCCAGAGCUUCCAGAAGAUGGGUUACGUGCCCAGGGACAACCACCGCCUGAUGAUGGCCGCCCUGCCGCCCGCCUACCAGCUGGUGCAAGUAGCCCUGGGCUGCUUCGCCCUCCGGCUGGAGUGUGAGAUCCUGGGCGAGGUGCUGGCGCAGCUGGGAACCAGCGUGCUGCCAGCCGAGGAGCUGCUGCAGGCGCGGCGAGCCAGCGCGGACGUGGCCUCCUGUGUGGCCUGGCUGCAGCAGCGGCUGGCCCGGGAAGAGGAGCCGCCACCUCUGCCCCCCCGCAGCUCCCCGACUGUGUACCAGACGCAGCUGGACCUAUACCAGGGCCUGCAGGAAGAGGAGGGCUCCGAGGAGGCCAGCCUGUACGGCGGGCCCUCGCCAGGCCCCGGCUCCCCGGCCCCAGAGCUGGCCUGCCGGUCUCCACUCUGGGAACAGAGCGCCAAACUGUGGGGUGCCAGGGGUGGGGCCUGGGAGGCCCUGGGGGAGGCUGAGGUGCUGCCGCAGCCCAGCAGCCCGCCGUACGGGGCCUUGAAGGAGGAGCUGGAGCCCGAGCCGGAGCCCUUCUCCUUCCUCUCCAUGCGGCGAGAGCUGCUAGGCAGGCCUGGGGACCUGGCUGCUCCCAAAUCCCCAGGGAGGUCAGGACGGGCCAGCCCCCAGUCCCCCGGGUACCAAGUGCACGGCUGCCUGGCCCCUGGUGCCCUGCCCACCCUCUGCUGCGACACGUGCCGCCAGCUGCACGCCCCGCACUGUGCCACCCUGCCCACCUGCCGUCCAGGUCACUCACUUCGUGUGCUGCUCGGGGACACCCAGCAGCGCCUCUGGCUGCAGCGCGCACAGGUGGAUGCCCUCCUCUAUGACGGACCCGGGGCCCGACCUUAAGCCCAGCCAGGCCCUGGGUCAAGUGCUUUCCAGAGACCGUUUCUGUGGUGCUUCUCUGGGCCUCAUCACUCCUCAGGCCUAAGUCCCGGCCACACUUCCCCUUGGGGACUCCCGGGCACAGCGGGGUGGGGAACGCAGGCUUCACAGAGCAGGUGGGCUCCUGCCCCCCGUGGAAAGCACCCGCCUGGGGCCACCGGCUCCCCACCUCCUGCACCCGGUGUCCAAGCCUAGGUCCAAAUGUGCUGGUGGAGGAGUCGAGCUUGCGUCUGUGUCCGGCCACCCCACCUGUGCCCGUGAAGGGCCCUCUCCCUUCUCUUUCACUCCUUCCCCCGACCCACUGUGGGGGCCCAACGCCCAGCCUGUAGCUCUUGACCGAUCCCUACAGUUACGGUUCAGGGCAUGUUGCCUCCCUCUGAGUGUCGCAGAGAGAUUCUCCUCACAGAGGUGUCCCUGGGGGCCUGCAGGUGACACUGAGCCACGGAGCACCACUGUGACCAGUCAGGGCUCUUCUCUGCCAGCUACAUGGCUGACCUCGCCCCUGCUGAUGGAAUGGGCUGAGGGCUGGCCUGAGACAAGCCCAUGUGCCCUGGUCACAGUUGGCCCGAGAAGCUGGGCCCGCAAGCGGGAGAGACGAUCUGAUCUUCUAGCAGAGUACGCAGGCUCCCGCAAAGUCCAGAGAGUAGGCAGACAGGCGGCUCGUGGAGCCUGGACAGGCGGUCACUCCCUUCCAGGUGGAAUGUGGGGCUUUUGAGCAAUCAGCACCCCACAAGCCACCCUGCUGGGGCCUUCUGCCGCACAGGCUUCCCCCCUGAGAACUCACCCGGGGUCCAGUGCUAAAGAUGUGGGCUGGGCUCAUGAGUAGCCACCUACUCAGACAAACUCUCGACACAGGCAGCAGAAGCCCUCUUCCUGGGGGAAGGGUCUCAGGAACUAGUAACCCACAGGACUAGAGGGGACAGGCGCCUGUCCUCUGUGCCGGCCCCUCCUCACUGGGCACCUCCCCUUCCCAGUACUUGGAGAACCACCUUCAUGUCAUGAGUCAGAACCCAAAAGUUCAUUAAAUGACAUUGAACCUGC